Molecule: messenger RNA, 971 nt
Organism: Rubroshorea leprosula
Lineage: Eukaryota; Viridiplantae; Streptophyta; Magnoliopsida; Malvales; Dipterocarpaceae
Source: the annotation of a GenBank genome assembly
UUUCUCCAUUCUCAUUAUUCCCAUCUCCACUGCUUCAUCGCCAGCUGCUACUCCACCAUGGAUUUGAUGCGCCACUCAUCUACCUUUCUUCUCCCGACGAUUCCUACCGACGGCCAGUCUUACGCACUCGUCGUUCUUAAUCAACGUCUUCCAAGAUUCACUCCUCUGCUUUGGAAGCACGCACGGAUUCGGCUCUGUGCUGACGGUGGCGCCAACCGCCUCUAUGAUGAAAUGCCUCAGCUUUUAUCUUGUAGUGAAGAUGCGUCAGAUGUUCGAAGCAGGUACAAGCCAGAUAUAAUCAAAGGAGACAUGGAUUCGAUUCGAAAUGAAGUACUGGAUUUUUAUACAACCCUGGGAACAAAGGUUGUAAACGAAUCUCAUGAUCAGGAUACCACAGAUCUGCAUAAAUGCAUAACAUAUAUUCGUGACUUCACUCCAGAUUUGGAGAAAUCUAAUCUUUGCAUUCUUGUUGCUGGUGCACUUGGUGGACGGUUCGACCAUGAGUCUGGAAACCUUAAUGUUCUAUAUCGUUUUUCAACCAUGCGUAUAGUUCUUCUUUCUGAUGAUUGCCUCGUUCAUCUUCUUCCAAAGACUCACCAUCACGAGAUAAACAUUCAACCUUCUAUUGAAGGUCCACACUGUGGGCUUAUCCCUAUUGGGAUGCCAUCACAGAGAACUACAACUACUGGGCUUCAAUGGGACCUGACUGACACAGAGAUGAAAUUCGGUGGUUUAGUAAGCACGUCAAAUAUUGUUGAAGGGGAGAAAAUAACUGUGCAAUCUGAUUCUGAUCUUCUUUGGACGAUAUCCAUCAAGAAGUAGUUGGUGCUCAAGCCGCAGAUUUGAUUGCUGUUUCUAGCCUACACUGAGUUGGACGAUUCUGAUUCUUAUAUAUACAUAUUAUAGCUAAUUUUUUAAAUUAUAGAUAGUUGCUUUUUUGGCAGUUAUUCAAAUAAAUACUGUACGGUCUG